Messenger RNA from Colletotrichum lupini, 2583 nucleotides. RefSeq lists its product as uncharacterized. The record is from RefSeq and is a predicted model, not a curated record. The transcript is spliced from 19 exons. Lineage: Eukaryota; Fungi; Ascomycota; Sordariomycetes; Glomerellales; Glomerellaceae. Bases 1 to 2583 code for a protein of 860 amino acids.
AUGACAUGCGACCAUGGGUGGGUAGCGCCCGUCUUGUCUUUCUCGGGCAAAGUACUGAAGAAGUACCUUGGUCUAUCAUCAGGCCCCAAACGUCGUGCUCCCGGCUCGAACAAACGAGAUGGGAAAAGCGGUAGGGCCGAGAAAGCGGCAUCGUUGGUCUGUCUCGGUGCUGUAACGAUGCCACGUCCGGCUACUGCGGUACAUAGCUCAGCUCACUCUGAAAGUUCAACCUAUUCCAGAUCCAUGCUAUGCUUCUCCAACCUAGCGCAGGCGCCUCUAAAGUCUGAACUGCAAGGCAUAUCCCGUCAGUGGCUGCACUUUCCAGAGGCACCGGCCAGAGCCAGCCAAAAGUCUGGCAGCCCUACCAGAGUGGAAACGGGGACAGGGCAAUCCAAUGUCCAAUCCGACGCUCCCGCUGUGAACCUUGGGACGGGCUGGGUCCGGGCGGACAGGGACGGUCAGCAACAAACAGCACCUCAGAAUUCUGCCGAAGAACGGGACAUGCGACGAUUUUCCGUCCGUGGGACCAUGGUCCAUCCAUAUAAGGGUUGCUUGAGGACCACUGGCCGGAAGUCGAUCGAGAGCAGAAAAAAAACCAAAGGGCUCUAUUACUCCGUGCCUACACCCCAAGCUCAAGCUCAAGCUACUUACUGCAUUGGCUCUCAGCAGCACUUUUAUCUUUAUUUUUAUUUGUUUUUUAUCGUCAUUACACCUCACACCCGCUUGCUAGUCAUCUCACUUCACCUUCAUCUCAGUCGACCUUUUUCCCUCAUUUCGCUGCUCGACCAGUCACACAGCAUUAGCCAACGGCAAUUGCCUUGGGCGUCCAUUGCCAUUGCUGACUUUGCCUGGCUUGCAUUGGCUAUUUGUGAGAAGAAGAAACCACCAAGCUUUGCUGUCAAAGCACACAUACAUCAUCACAUCCGGCACUGGCCUUUCUCUGCCGUACCGAGCAGCACCUACCUACCACAAGGUACCUACCGACCUACCUACCUCACCUUGACCAAAGGCAGCUUGAUUGCCUCGCGCAUAUGCUUCAUUUCUUCCUCCUUUUUCCUGACCAUGUCGGCGCGACUUCCUUACUCGACAUUCCUUGACAUUAUAUGGCCCCUUCCCUGCUGCCGUUCUUUCCUGCCCAAAACCCUCGGACCAUCCCUUGCACUUGCACUUGCACCCGCACUUCCUUCAUUCGCGCCCUCAUCCUUACCCAUCACAUCCAUGCCAUCAAUAGCACCCACCACCGACCGGCAAACCUUCUUUCACCUUUUUCUUAAACAAGAACCACAUCCUCCUCAUCCUCUCCAAACACUCCGAGUUGACUCAGUUCUUCAACUCAGACACUUUGAUUUAACACCCACCCCCUUGCUCGUCAACAUCACAUCAACAUUUGGCCUCUCUCUCUCUCUCAUAUCCAAGAGAGAAAAAGAAGAAAAGACAAGGAAAAGCUUGACCGUCGUUCUGCCACCGAACCGGCCAACCAACUACUCCGACAGCAGCGCCGGCACCAAAAACCACGCGGUUCAGGACAUCGCGCGCACGACGCACAGCGCUUCCAGCACCUGCUUUCGAUUCAAGAUGGCCGUCGCGGGCCCCUGCGCCCACUCGUUCAAAAUGAUCAAGUCGGACAGCACCUUGAUCCAAUGGACCUGCAACCUAUGCCAUUCUGGACCCCACUGGAGUGCAGCGUUUGUCGGCGCCGUUACUGAGCACCCCAGACGACCGACUGCGGGAAAGAUGGUGCUCACCGUGAGGGGACGCAAGAUGGAGGCAUGCCGGCAACGUGGGGGUUUGGCAUUGGAUGCACUCGAGUUGCUUCUGAUGACGCAAACUCCCUUCCGUCACCACCCAGACACAAAUGUCUCGCCCUAUCCGAUCCCCGAUCUCAUUGCCCUCUCUUGUUUCAUUACCUACGAGGUUUCCAGAUGGAAAUACCCGUCGGUGGACAAUGCGGCACGGCAGUUGCAAACUGGCCCCCUUUUGAGACCUUCAGACGCUGCAGGACUAUAUUGGUUCAUCCCGACAGCGAUGCACCACCAAACACGCAAUACCACGCGCAUGAGCUUGAGAAAUGCCCUGGCGAUCGAUGACAGUCAGGAUUUUUUCGGAUCGGACAACAUCGGAUUCCUCUUCGCGGGGUUCUCCCCCUUUGAUUCCUUCACUUUUGGCGGCGGCCGUCGACACGAAAAAAGCCAUGCAACUCUUUCCGACCAGGUCCGCCCCCCCUGCCGUCGCGGCAGGGUCCUCGGUCUUAACUCUGGUUUAGCUCAGUGGGGCCGAAUUUCGGUGCUGCAUGGCGCACGUGGGACCCUCUGGCUCAGGCACCUCUGCAGCUGGCCGCAGCUUAACGCUGAGCCCCUGUGCGAUGAUGCCCUCGAGUUUCCGUACCUGGCUGAAGACGGGAAUGAUGCGACGGCACCUUUCCCGGUCACAAUCUGGAACCAUCAGGCACUGAGCCUAAAUCGGCAGGGAGGAAUCAUCCAUCCACAGCUCGUUCGCUCGCCGACGCUCCGGCCGGUUAGCUCCUUGAUUCGACCGCAAGAAGACGCGCCCAUCGCCCGUCUCCAUUUCAUUUCACGCUUUUGA